AUGGCAACAUCAAGGAGGGACCCUCAGCAGAAUGCUAGAGUCAACCGGGGCAUUCAGAAUAUGUCCCCAGGGCUCAAACCCAGUGAGUCUGACCAAGGGCUACGGCGUGCAAGAUCCGUCCCAACCUCUCCUGAUCGCAGAUUAUCCCCAUCCCCCGCCUCAAUCUCAUCCAACACCUGUCGACCCGCAUCAUCAUUCAACGCUCGCACGACCUCAUCCCGGUCCACAUCUAGCUCAGCCUCUUCCAGUCACGGAAAGACACUGCACUCCGCUUCGUCCAUGGCUGGUGCAAGGCAAACAAACACAAUGAGAAGAAAAGCAGAAAAGCCUGGUGCCACAUCUGUUUGGCCUCCAGCCCUUGCAGCUCCAAACACCUCAUCUAAGGAUAUGACCAGGGCAGCAAAAUCACCAUCCACCAUGCAGAAGAGUAAUAAUCUCUCUACAAGGCCUGGUAUUGAGAAGGCAGCAGCAUCUUCUGUAAAGCCGAAAUCUCAGAAAACAACCGCAGGACCUCUUGGAGCUGGAAAAACUCAAGCUGCAUCUUCCACUCGUGCUCCUGGCGCUAUAACAAAGAAAAGAAUGGGAGCGAGAAAUAUGUCUCUAUCCAGAGGACAACAAACAGAGAGCAUAAGCACCUCUUCCAUAGAGGAGCACUUGCAUGAACGGCUCCCUGACCCUGUUGAUCUGAAAUCUGUGGAUCUCAAUAGCAAGACAUCCUCUAGUCUGGAGGAAUACAAGAAUCAAGAGAACACAGGGGACAUUUUGGAGGAGAAACAUGAUGGAAAGGACAAUGAAGACCUGAGCACAGGUGACAGGGCUUAUAUUGGAAACAGUGAUAUAAACAUCCCGAAAGAAGCAGUUGAUGAAUCUGAAUCGGAGGAAGCUGUUGAUGAAACUGGGUUGAAGCAAGAUGUCUGUGCAACUGAGCUAAAUGAAACUGUUGAUCAGACCAAACUAAACGAAGCUGCCAGUGAAACUGAAUCAAAGGAAGCUAAUGAUGAAGCCAAGCUAAAGCAAGUUGAUUGUGAAACUGCAUUAAAAGAAGCUGCUAGUGGAACUGAGUUAAGGGAUGCUGUUAUUGAACAUGAACUGAUUGCACAAGAAAAGGCCAAAACUAAGGAGAAGAUAAUGCAGCCAACGAAGACCGUGGAAUUGGCACAGAAGUGGAGGAAGGAUGAAGGAGGAGCAAUGAAGCUACAGAGGAGGGCAGGAGCAAGCCUAUCCAGGGAAAGGAAGAACAAGGUAAUGGCCUUGGUGGGGAGAUUUGAGACUGCCAUGUCUGGCUGA
Messenger RNA from Miscanthus lutarioriparius, 1287 nucleotides. The record is from the annotation of a GenBank genome assembly. Lineage: Eukaryota; Viridiplantae; Streptophyta; Magnoliopsida; Poales; Poaceae.